AUGACAAUAACACAAUUACUUGAUUUACCCAAUGAAAUUUUUCCAUUUAUUUUUCAAUAUUUAAAGUCUACAAAUUUGAUACAAACAUUUUCCAAUGUAAAAUCUCUUCGAAUUCAAGCACUCAUUCAAUCUUUCCUUUCACAUCUUGACAUCUCUCAAGAAACUGAUCAAUGGAUUCAAACUUAUCUACCGAUUUUAAUCAAUCAACAAAAUAUUGUUGCUCUUCGUUUACAAGAUAAACAUAUUAAAUUCAUUUCGAAAGAUUUACUAUUAAGUAAAAUUCACUCAAUUCAUGUAUUUAGCUCAGAUUGGAAUACUGAUUUAUUAAAAGAAGGACUUGAUCAUUUUCGACAACGCUUAAAACAACUUUCUAUUACAUUUACAUGUUCUCAUGGAAAAGGAGAUAUUGGUAGUUAUUUAUUUAAAUUUGAUUCUCAACUUGAACAUCUUAAUAUUAUUGGGCGUUUUCUAUUUUUUAAUAAACAUGAAAUUAAUACUUGCACUCAAUUGACACAUCUAUCAAUUGAACUUGAAGGAAUGCAUAGUGUAUUCAUACUUAUAAAACAUCUACCCAAUCUUCAGCAAUUAAAGGUUAAAUUUCGAAUGGAAGAACGUAUAAUUCAACCGACAUCCUAUGCUGAAAAUGUAACCUUGUGUAAAACAUUACAUCGUGUUACUUUUACAGGUUGUACGAAAUAUUUCGAACAUGUCGAACAUUUUUUUACUAUAUUUGGAUCAACAAUUAAAUGUUUAACUAUCCAUAUUGACUUGAUGUAUUAUAUUGUCGAUGGUAAACGACUUGAACAAGAAUUAUUGAGUAAAAUGCCAUGUUUAUCAUUACUUGAUCUAAUCAUUCAUUCAAUUAUGACUCAUUGUAAUCCAAUAGAAAUUGAAACAUUUCAAAAUUCAUCUUGGCAAAAUUUUAAUCCUAUUGUAUAUUGGAAUGAUAUUCAUGCUCAUCAACAUACAAUUUUCACAUUACCAUAUAGAUCAAGUCGAUUCGAACAUCUUUCAAAUGAUUUUAUUUCAUCUUGUAUAUCAAAUCGAACAGUUUCUCUUUGUUUUGAACGUGUUCGUAUACUUUCACUUAUCUCUACAACACCAUUAAGAUUAGAAAUAUUCGAAUUUAUUGAACAAGCAUUUCCAAAUAUUGAAACACUUGAAUUAAAAAAUCCAGUCAAAUUAUCAAGAUUUCAACACGAAAAUAAACGAACUAGACAUACUUGUCCCAUGAGUGAUGUUUUUAUUUCAAAUAAUAAUUUACAAUUACCUUCGAUUACUAAAUUCUGUUUUCUUUUACAAUCACAAUAUGAUGAUUAUCAAAUUUUUCGUCGUUUUCUUCAUCUUUUACCUAGUUUAGUUUCUUUACAAAUGUUUAUUGGACGACCGUUAUUUCAUGAAAUCUUAAUACAUGAAAAUGAAGAUAAUUUUAUUCGAAGUGCAUUAAAUCGUAUUAAAAUUUUACAAAUGGUUCGUUUUUAUGAUGAAAAAAAUGUCUUAAGCAAUGAAGAAAUGAAAAUUCUCUUUCCAAAUGCUCAAAUAAUUUUUGGUCAUGAUGACCGUUAA
Molecule: messenger RNA, 1566 nt
Organism: Rotaria sp. Silwood1
Lineage: Eukaryota; Metazoa; Rotifera; Eurotatoria; Philodinida; Philodinidae
Source: the annotation of a GenBank genome assembly